CUAAGCAACCACGCCAAACAAACCGGUGUCAGGCCCGAGCAGUGUUAAUGAAGCGGCAUCAUGUCAACACCGCGGGAGGAAGAGGCUGCCCAUUACCUCGAAAAUCAUAAAAUAUUAGAACUCAUGAAUAACUUAACUAGCAUGCUCUUCUAUUACAGACCAGAACAUCCAAAGGAAUUCCUGAUUACCCAACUUGAGCAAAUGCAAGCAUCAAAGCUUCAGGCCACAAGUUGCCCGUGUUUGUUUGAUGAUUCCAACCUUGAUGCAGUGUGUGGUAUCCUUGAUCCUAUAAACCAAGGGUUCAUAUCUUACAACCAAUAUAGAGAGGCAAUGAAAACACUUGGUAUCCAUCACUUCAACGAAUGUCCCGAGGGUCUAGGAAAUGACAAAAUAUCACACGAGACAUUCAAACAAGAAGCAAAGGAGUGCUUUCUGAAAACUGCAGCCACAUUCCAGCUGUAGUUAAUCAACCAUAUUUUGGAAACAAAUGUGAAAUAUACAAUCUCCAGCACCUGCUCAUACAAUGUUAAUCUCUUCACUUUCAAGGCAAAAACCAUAGAGACUUCAGAUAUUAAGACUAAGCUGUACCUGGGGUUUCAGGUUCAAUUCUAAACCCCUUUUACUAUCUGUGUUUUUAUGCAUGAUCUUAUGUCUAGUCAGGUUUCCCACUCCAGAUAAUGCUAAAUUGGCCUAGAUGUGACUCAACUGACACAAGAGUGCGUGCGCCUGGUGUCCAGCAAUUGAAUUUCAUGUCAUUCAGGGUGUAUUUCUGGCUCAGUCCCAGUUUUCCCGUGAUAGGCCAAUGAUCUAUAUUUCCACAUGCCUUCUUUUGGUUAUAUGUUUAUAACGUAUUUUAAUAAAAUGAUAUGUGUAACUGCUUUUCUGAAAUUUCCACUAGCAAAAUCUGCUGAUUUACAGUGUGUGUGAAAAGUUAAAAACAGUUCCAACUAACCAAAAUAUGACCUUUCUGACGUCGGUUAAGACUUGCAAGGACACACAUUUUAAUUGUAUUCUUGUGUUAGUUUUUAAAUGUGUAAUUAAAUGGAUUAGGAUUGAGUUAAAAUAGGCCUAUGCUGAUUAACAGAGUAGAAGAAUAAAUAUAAAGGCUUUAGUGAGUUUUAGUGAAUCAUGUUCUGGAUGAUGUGGUAUAAUUAUGUAGUAGUCAUUUAGCUGUUCUCUGUUGCUUAAACAUAAAUGGCAUUUCUUUUGUGACGUAGGAUUUUGAUGAGAAAUAUAUAUACUGUUUCCUGAAAAUGUGUUCAUGUAAGUAAAGAAAGUGAAAGUA
This is a messenger RNA of Silurus meridionalis, 1285 nucleotides long. RefSeq names its product EF-hand calcium-binding domain-containing protein 10 (gene efcab10). The transcript has 4 exons. NCBI's taxonomy places the organism in Eukaryota, Metazoa, Chordata, Actinopteri, Siluriformes, Siluridae. Bases 61 to 462 code for a protein of 133 amino acids. The record is from RefSeq and is a predicted model, not a curated record.